AUGCCUGUUGGCCUAGGUGCUGCCGCCUAUGCUUGUCUGUAUUCCAGAACCUCAAAACGAGAAGACCUCAAAAUUCGCUACGAUAUGUUGUUGGCGCGCUCGCAGCUUCCACAUAGCCUUAGAAGACCAAUGCCACCCUGCGAAGGACCAAAGCUGUCAGCGUUCAAGAGAGGGGGGCUUGCUAUCCACUUCAUAAAGCUUCUCAGUUCGUCGCCGCGCUUGGACGGAUCUGAAGGAGCCGAAGGAAGCCACAGCUAUGUCUUCAAAGUUCGCAUAGGUAAGAAGAAGUAUGCACUGAAGGUGUUCAAGUUCUUCAGUGUCGAGCACGAACGCUCUUCAGUAUCUCCUACCGAUAAGGUCAAGGCAAGCGAUGAGAUAAUCGCUUAUCACUCUGAUCCAUUUUUUGCAGAGUGUAGAGCAUACGGAAUUCUCCUCCUCAACCCUAUAUCCACGGCGCCAUAG
Pseudovirgaria hyperparasitica is the source of this 462-nucleotide messenger RNA. RefSeq lists its product as uncharacterized. NCBI's taxonomy places the organism in Eukaryota, Fungi, Ascomycota, Dothideomycetes, Acrospermales, Acrospermaceae. The transcript is spliced from 2 exons. Bases 1 to 462 code for a protein of 153 amino acids. The record is from RefSeq and is a predicted model, not a curated record.